This is a messenger RNA of Paramuricea clavata, 414 nucleotides long. NCBI's taxonomy places the organism in Eukaryota, Metazoa, Cnidaria, Anthozoa, Malacalcyonacea, Plexauridae. The record is from the annotation of a GenBank genome assembly.
AUGACAACUAUCGUAGUCGGAGGACUCUUUAAUGCUGUGACCAUUGCUGGGGCCGGUUUCCUAUUCUCCAAGUUGAAUGGGCAAGGAUACAAAGAAGAGGUAAAAAGACAUAACCAAGCCUUAGCGAAGCUUACGAAAGCAAAGGAGAAGUUUUCCGAAUCUGAGGUGAAGCGUAGGAACGACGAGGCAAGACGGAGGGUCGAAAUCCUGGAUGCAAACAAGGAUAUCGAGAAAACAAACAGGGCACUGGAAGACCUGAGGAAUUAUACGAGGCUCAUGGAUAGUACGGCAUCCCAACGCAGACCAAAAUUGGAGGAUUACUAUCAACCAUCGGACGAAAUGAAGAGAUACACAGUGUUGACAGUGGGUAUCCUAGGUGUUGGCGGUGCCUAUGGAUUAAUACGAAUAUUUUAA